Aspergillus affinis is the source of this 1185-nucleotide messenger RNA. Its product is annotated as Ty1/Copia family ribonuclease HI. The transcript has a single exon. The record is from RefSeq and is a predicted model, not a curated record. Gene Ontology annotation, molecular function: nucleic acid binding. NCBI's taxonomy places the organism in Eukaryota, Fungi, Ascomycota, Eurotiomycetes, Eurotiales, Aspergillaceae. Bases 1 to 1185 code for a protein of 394 amino acids.
AUGAUUCUGGCUCCUGCAUUGAAUGGAGAUCAGUGGAUCUCGCAUUUUUAUGACGAGAAUACGCGCUUUCAUAACGUCUUUACGCACCGGUUGAAAAGCGGCUGUGUAGGCGCAUUCAACACCUACAUUCUGCAGAUGCAGAAUAUAGCGAAAACAACGAUCAAGUUCUUCAAAAGUGAUCACGAGCAGACGCUCGGAAAUGCUGUCAAACGUGAAGAAGCGCUUCGAGGAAUUAUUCACGAAUAUUCCGUGGUUGAUACGCCUGAUCAGAAUGGUGCUGCAGAGAGAGCCGGCGCGAUCCUGAUCCUAAAGGCUAGGAAGACGAUGAUUGAGGCAAAAUUGCCUCGGGAUCUCUGGCCCUGGGUCAUCGGCGGAGCAGCGAAUAUCCUCCACGACCACGCGAGGCAACCAAAUACACCUCACCCAAACACGAUCAACCUCGAUCCCAACCCUGACGAGGCGCCGGAAUCAAAGAAGAAGGAAUAUUCGAUGAAAAUUGGCUCAGCACAGUAUACUGCGAUGAUCACAAGGCCCGAUAUUGCCUUUAUGAUUAGCUGUCUAUCUGAAGCGCUCAAAAGCCCCUCGCAGGACCACAUUCGCGCUGCAGAUCGAGUCAUCGAAUAUCUCUACAACACGCGCUUUUACGCGCUCGAAUUCUCCGCCAAGGAAGAAGGUCAGGAGAUCGCAAUAAUUGCCUCCGAUGCAGCCUACGCGGAUCGCCCGGAUCGCCGCAGUUCGGCGGGAUAUCUCGUGAAGCUCUACAAUGGCCCCGUUGAAUGGAAAUCGGGCAAGCAGCGCGCCGUCACAACUUCUACAACUGAAGCAGAGUUUCUCGCCCUGUCCGAGGCGGCCAAGGCCGUAUACUGGUGGCGCAGAGUUUUCAACACCAUAGGAUUCGAUCCUCAACACGAAACGACCGUUUCAUGCGAUAACCAGCAAACCGUUCGUUUGGUCAACCACGAGGACAUUGAGCAACGCUCUAAGUUACGUCAUGUUGAUAUACACCGAUCAUGGCUCCGUCAAGAGGCUCAACGAGGUGAUCUACGCGUGCAGUGGAUCCCUACCGAUCGAAUGAUCGCAGACGGCCUCACAAAACCGCUCCCAACUCAGCAACACCACAAAUUCAUGAAGAUGUUGAAUCUCGUCAACAUAAAGGACCUCAUUCUCGCUCAAGAAGGAAUAUAA